GCGGCUGUCCUCACCGUGCGUGCCUGGGACGAACUGCUGACCACAGCAGUGGCGGCGCAGCAACGCGGCGACCCGCUGCCACUCAUGGACUCUGCGCUCAAGUUACUGGAGGCAGCACCCACUGCUGAGGCGCUUCCAUUGUUACUGGACGAUCGCCUCGCGCCCUUCACGGCACUGCCCUCCGCCCUGGCAGCCUCUGCGGCCGCGUCCCGCGUGGCAACGGCUUCCAUCGUGGCAACGGCUUCGACGGCGGAGCGCUUGCAGCAGCGAGCGUUGAACGGGGAGACUGGCUUGGUGCAGGCUGCAGCCGAGUUGCUUGAGGAUGCACGGCCUUUGGCGCAGCAAUGGGCCAAGCUUUGUGCCGAGGCCUCGGCUUCAGAGCUGCCCUCGCGUGCGCGGGCGUUGGUGGCUUGUAUGGUGAGGGCGGAACUCUGCCAGCUCUGGUGGCGUGAUUGUGCACAGGUCUUAGGACAUGUGCCUCUGGCAGAGCAGGUCCACUUCGUGCUGCGUGUGGCCCACUUUGCCGUCACUGCUUCACAGCUGCUGCAGCCGGCCUUGCAGCUUUGGCUGGCCGUAUGGCCAGCGGCAGAAGGAGAUGAGGACUUGGUCUUGGCUUUGGAGAAAUUGGUGCAGGUCUCGGCGCGCUCCAACGCAGAGUGCGCCCCAGCGCUGCAGGCACUUUGCCGGAGCUUGGCUUCCGCAUCCUCGUGGGCCCCACAGACUGUGAGUGCUGCCUUGGGCACCGUCGAAGCCUCCGUGACGCCCAGCGGGGCGACUCCAUGGCCAUUGACGCAGCACAUGGUCUCCUUCUACGGUCCUGUACUGCAAUGCGCUGCGAGCAUCUCCGCUACUCAGAGCAUCCCCUUGGGCCUCGUGGGGGCCUUGGUGUCCUGGGACGCCACCAGUGACUUGGGUCUCCAGCUGCGUGGGGCGCUGCUGAGCAACGAACAGGCAGUACGCACCUUGUGCAACCAGAGCGAAGAGAACCGGACCACACUGCGAAUCAAAGAAGCUCUUGGCUUGUGA
This is a messenger RNA of Durusdinium trenchii, 1026 nucleotides long. NCBI's taxonomy places the organism in Eukaryota, Dinophyceae, Suessiales, Symbiodiniaceae. The record is from the annotation of a GenBank genome assembly.